Amphibalanus amphitrite is the source of this 722-nucleotide messenger RNA. RefSeq names its product acanthoscurrin-1-like. NCBI's taxonomy places the organism in Eukaryota, Metazoa, Arthropoda, Thecostraca, Balanomorpha, Balanidae. The record is from RefSeq and is a predicted model, not a curated record. Bases 59 to 559 code for a protein of 166 amino acids. The transcript is spliced from 2 exons.
UCUGGCGCGCUCAGACAAGGAACGGUGCAGUCCGCGAACUAACGUCAGAUUACCAGAGAUGCUGCGCCUCUCUGCACUGCUGUGUGUGUGUCUGGCUGCGGCCGGGUCGGCCAUGAGCCCCCAGGCGGCCAGCGCCGACACCCCGCAGAACACCCCGGGUCUGCUGGGUCUGCUCGGAGGGGGUCUGCUCGGCGGCGGCGGACUCGGCGGCGGACUCGGCGGCGGCAGAUUCGGCGGACUCGGCGGUGCGGGGCUCGGCGGAAUCGGCGGGUACCCGUACCGUCCGUACCCGUACGGCGGACUGGGCGGAGGAUACGGCGGGUACGGGGGCUUCGGGUACCCGUACCGGCCGAUCGGCGGUUACCCGUACGGCGGCGGCUACCCGGGCGUCUACCCGGGAUUCGGCGGGUACUCCGGGUUCGGAGUGCGCCCCCCGUUCGGCGGCGGACUGGGCGGAGUAGGCGGAGUAGGCGGACUGGGCGGAGUAGGCGGCGGGUUCGGACCCGGCGGGUUCCUAUUCGACGAUAACAGCGCAGCACAGACCAGCGCGUCAACGUGAGCAGCGUGCCGACAAAACGACGACGCAUCGCAUUCAUAUGGGUGCUCAGUGAGUGUUCAUCUCAUUUUUGUGAAGUACUUGAUGGUUUGUCUGAACCAAAAGUUACUUCGGUAACGUACAAUUUAACCCGCGCAUGAUGGGGUAUAUUCCAUAACGCGAGUGA